Molecule: messenger RNA, 4310 nt
Organism: Centropristis striata (black sea bass)
Lineage: Eukaryota; Metazoa; Chordata; Actinopteri; Perciformes; Serranidae
Product: zinc finger CCCH domain-containing protein 7B-like
Exons: 23
Coding region: 202-3366 (1054 amino acids)
Biological process (GO): miRNA processing
Molecular function (GO): miRNA binding; protein binding; metal ion binding
Source: RefSeq, a predicted model, not a curated record
GGAAUCGAAACUUAACUGUGGGAAGUGAAGUCGGACAUAAAGCCUCGGCGGGUCUGGUCCUCCUCGGCUCGCUGUAUAGCAACGUCAGCACCACCUCCUCUCUGCAGGACCCUUCUCCAUUUACCCCCUCGGACUCCUAAUGAAACACUUUGAAACUUAACUUCGGUUCAAUGAACUUCCUCACAUCACUGGGGAGCAAGUAUGGACCCUGCCAGGCAGAAACGCAAGGAGGAGAUAAACAAAUCUCUAAACUUUAUACAGUCAUCCCUGGCUUAUCCAGAGCCCCAGGGCUACCAGGACUUCCUGACCCGCUUAGUGUGCAACCUGCUGGAUGAGGGCAACGCCUUGUUCAGAGACAGUGACUGGGAGCAGGCGGUGAGAGAGUUCAGUGAAGGCCUGAAUGUCUCAAACUACGCUCAAGCAGAGGACAUCCAGAUCCCCGAAGCUUUGCUGGAGAGCCUGUAUGUCAACCGGGCCGCUGCCUACCACAUCAUGGGGGACUAUGAGCAAGGCGUGAAGGACUGCGACAGAGCUCUGACAGUGUGUAAGGAAAGCCGCAGGGCGCUGUACAGGAAGGCACUUUGUUUGAAGGAGCUCGGGAAGUACAAGGAGGCCUACAACUGCACCACAGACUGUCUGCUCAUCACUCGACUGGACAAACAGGUAAACGACCUCGCUCAGGAGCUGGCCAUCCAUCUGGGACUAAAAAAACGAAAACCAUACGUCGGUGCAAAGGAACCCUCCCUUAUUACCAGAGGGGUCACAAAUGGAAACACAACUGAAGCCAUCAAGGUGACUGGUGCUCAUGUAGGAAACAAUUUGAAUCCUCUGAGGGGCCUCGCACCAGUCAGUUUUCCCAGCAUGCCUCGGUCCUCCAGUCACUCACCAACUCCCAGCAGCUGCCAGCCUGCCGUCGCCUCAUUACCUGACACGCUGGACACUUUGGAUGUGAUGGGAGACGACCUGGACAGUCUGCUCGACUGCUUCCCUAACGAGACGGAGCCAAGUGAGACCUCCACCCAGGCAGCGUUCUCAGUCCCCAGCAGGACUCCCACCAGCCAACACACGGCUCCUCCUGUCCUUCCAGCCCCGACGCCCCAGCUACCCCCGGCCUUCUUCAGCUCCGCCGUCAGCCAACUCAACUCCCUGGACUCCUUCUCAGGUGUUGUGUGCAGCACCACACCGGCAACACUGGAUGCUCUAGACGACCUCUUGACCUCUAGAGUUGGAAGUGGUGCCGAGGCUCCAGACUUGGUACUGACCUCUGCGGGGCUGGAUACUCUGGAUGGCCUUGAUUCCCUCGAUGACUUCUUGGAUACGACUCCAAGUGCUGCUGCUGCUUUGAAUGAGUCCAAAGGAGAACUGGGUGCAGGUGAAAAGUCCCUUGAUGAAUUGCUAGAUGAACUGGAUCCCCUGGACCAUAUAUCCGAUCCAGGUGGUCAGAGUGAUGAAGCCACUAAAACUGGUGUGAAAGCUGCAGAACCGCUCGACUCUCUCGAUGUCCUGGACUCGUUUCCCUCAGUAGAUGGUGUUGUGCCAGCUUUACCAGCGUUCUCCAUCGGGGGUUCAGGCCUGGACUCGCUGUCUGAUUUCAGCUCAAUUGGUGUCACAGAUUCUCACACUGCUGUAACUCCAGUAAUACGAUGUCCAAAGAAUAAUUACAAAGAGAAGAAUAACCAAGCACCAGCUGCAGGCUGUAACCCGUUAUCCUCCACCCAUGAGUUCCUGAAGGCCUGCCCUGCCUGUUUUCCUCGGAGAGGUCUAGGGAUAUAUACCUUUGUUCACAAGCCGGACCUGGUCCACACCUGUAAGGGAGACAUUCUGUUAUGUAGAAGAAAGACGGGUCAUCCUUCAGAGUGGACCAGAGUGCGACAGUUACCGACCUGGACUUCCUUCAGCGGGCCCUUUGUACUUUGCAGAGAGCUGCUGAGGUCCGGGGACUUGGGCUUGUGUAAGUUUGGAGAGAAAUGCACGUUUGCCUACAACCAGCUGGAGAUCGACGUUUGGACAGAAGAGAGGAAGGGGACGCUGGACAGAAACCUGCUGUUUGAAACAGCUGAUGCCAAAACGGACCCUGUAAAAGGCAUCACCCGUCUCCUGCAGGAACACAAGGGCAUGUUCAUAUUCCUCUGUCAGGAAUGUUAUGACAGUAAACCUAGAAUCAUCAGUAAGCGCAGUAGAGACAGUCACACCAUCUGCUCUAACUUGGAUGCUCGCCACACCUUUGAUGCCAAUAAGUGCUUGGCAUUUGUGGUGAGGACCCACAGCGUGAAUUACAGCAAGGUCCGAGCGCUGGGCGUCCUGUGCCACUUGGAUUUAUGCCGCCAAGCCAUCCGGUACGGCUGCCAGAGAGAGGACAGCUGCUUUUAUGCUCACUCUGUCAUAGAGCUCCAAACCUGGAGGGUGCAGCGAGACACAGGUAUCAGCCCUGAUGAGAUUGUCAAAGUAUCUGCAAAGUAUCACGAAAAGCAGGAACAAUACUUGAGCAAACAGAAAGGAAAUAGAUUGUCUGGAGGUGGUGGAGGUAAACCAAAAGGAGGAGGAGGAGUCGGGAAGAGUCUGAACAUGAAGAUGAAGUUUGCCUGUGCUCAGUGUCUGCGGGACGGCCUCGUAAGUGAACCGGACAAAGCCCUGAAGAACUGCACUGCAAAGGCCAGGCACAUGUGGACUAAAGAGAGAGGGGUCCUGCUGGUCAAGUCUUUGGAGAGAAGUAAAUGGGUUCAGGUCCGACCGCUGCCACAUGCCAAGAACUUCCCUGUGCAGUACGAUAUAUGUACGAAAAUUUUGGAGAAAAGGAAAUGUAACUACUCUGGGAACUGCACCUUUGCUCACAGCCAAGAGGAGAAGGAGAUGUGGAUGUAUAUGAAGAAUAAUGACUUGCGGGACAUGCAGCAGAUAUAUGAUAUGUGGCUGACAUUAAUGGCCCAAAACCGCCAAGCCGAUGGAGCCAUGCUCACCCAGUCCGUCCCAGAAGAGAAAUACAUUGUGAUGCCAACUGAUUAUGCUGAGCCAAUGAGCGGCUUCCACUGCCGUCUGUGCGGUAGGCACAGUAACAGCGAUCGGCAGUGGCAGCAGCACAUCUCCACUGAGAAGCACAAGGACCGAGUGUUCAGCUGUGAGGGGGAAGAAGAAGCUCUGACGUGGAGCUACCGUUUCCCCGGCACAUGCUUUGAACUCUGUCCAAAGUUGGAGGGCGGCUGUCCAGACGGUGUGAGCUGCGACUACGCCCACAGCUCAGAGGAGCUGCAGGAGUGGACAGAGAGACGAGAUUUCCUGCGACAGAAGCUAGCCAAAGCCAGAGAAGACAUGCUCAUCAUGCCUGAUGAGUUUGACUUUGGAAAGUUUAACUUUCUACUUCAGGACUGAGAAGAUUUUCUUUCUUUUUUUUACUUUGUGAGCUGUUAACUGCCAAACUAGCAUUCCAGUUUUCAGAUCAUGAUCAAAAAUCAGCAGAUGACAUGGUAAAACUAGCAGUGUGUGCAAUUUGCCUUUUAAAGGGUCACUUGAAAUUAUACAUAUCCCGUUAUUAUAAGUACUACUGCCAUAUACAUGCCUUAUUUACUUUACUUUAAGUUGGUUAAUAGUUGAAGUUAUUCUGACUGUACGGCACAUUUUCAGUUAGUUACUUUAGUUAGUUACUUUUUGAUCAUGUCUGUUCAGCUAAAACAUCAGUAGCAUUGUGAAAGUAAGCCUCAUGUUGGUGCCACGGAUACAAACACACACUUUUCAUUACGGAAUAUGCAUUAAAAAGUUCAUAUUUAACCACACAUGCAGCCAUUUGUGCACUUCAACCCAUGUGACAUUAACACAAACCUUUUGUUCAAAUGUUUUGUUCUUUUUGCUUCUGUUUGUGUCCUGUUUCAGCAGAACGUAUUAUGCAUUGAUUCCACAGUUCACCAAGAGAGAGGAUGUUCAAGGCCUCAACUUUGAGUUAAUAUUCUCUCCACAAAUAAUUUCUCAAGGUCUCAAUAAAAAUGGUAAUGCUCAGUUCCCAUUUAUACUGAAAGAAAGACGUGUUUUUGAUGGUAUUAUUUGACUUUGGAGGAUGUGUGUUAUUAUGAUUAGACAUAUUUUAAUCACUAGAGACUGGUGAUACUACUUUAACAUUAUGAUUAUGAGAGUUUAUUUUUUUUCUUAUAGUUGAACUAAAAGCACUGUUUCUAAUGGAUCCCAAUGAGAUCCAACAAGUCACUAAAAGAAACUUUUUUGAAAUAACGACUUAAAAAAAGGGAAACUUUCAUAAGAUACUAACUCAUCAGUUUGAUAACAUUUUUCAUUAUUUUGAGAUACUUAUUAUGCCAGAGCUUCUU